Messenger RNA from Neurospora hispaniola, 189 nucleotides. RefSeq lists its product as uncharacterized. The transcript has a single exon. The record is from RefSeq and is a predicted model, not a curated record. Lineage: Eukaryota; Fungi; Ascomycota; Sordariomycetes; Sordariales; Sordariaceae. The coding region runs from base 1 to 189 and encodes 62 amino acids.
AUGGUACAUAGCACACGCAAGAAAAAGAGAAGCACUUCUGUUGGAAUACUAUUCGCGGCGAAAAGAUACACGGGCUAUAUAAGGUACCUAUCGUGGCUGAAUAUCGAAUACGCAGAGGAUGGGAACAGGUUGGCCUCUCUCCUGUGUGAAACGGGACCAAGAUGGAUGUUUGUAGUUAGAGUACAUUGA